This is a messenger RNA of Trametes versicolor FP-101664 SS1, 1101 nucleotides long. RefSeq lists its product as uncharacterized. The coding region runs from base 88 to 1101 and encodes 337 amino acids. The record is from RefSeq and is a predicted model, not a curated record. The transcript has 4 exons. NCBI's taxonomy places the organism in Eukaryota, Fungi, Basidiomycota, Agaricomycetes, Polyporales, Polyporaceae.
AGCGGUGGUAGGGACGGGCAGAUAGGAUGAUAGACUUUGACAAGUGCAUCAGUAUCUGCCUGUUCAGUAACUUCAGUUGCCUGCAAGAUGCACGCGCGCGAUCGCCACUGCAGCCUGCUGCCAGGAGAUGCCUGGAACUCAUGUCCUCCCGCUCUCUCUGGUCAAUUCUUCUCCCAUUGCUUCCAUAGUGGGCCGGCCCUGAUGCCAGAGUCAGGUCGGGUGGCUUCCAGGAUGUCUACGGACAAUCACCCAAAUCACGACCCCGAUAUCGAUUGGCACAUACCAAGUACAGGGCUACACUGCGGUAUCCUUCUUGGUAACAACUGCAUAAACGGUCCCACAUUGAGUACAGCUACUAGCGCAAGUGGAGCGGCUUUACAAACGCCCGGCAAUUCAGACGGACAACCCCCUGAUACUUCUCCGGACCCCAGCAACACCCUUGCCUCUGCUACUCCCACAUCCUCUGUGGUUGCUGCUACCUCCUCCCUACAACCCACUUCCUCUCCAAUUACUUCUUUCUAUAAAACACCGACUGCUGGCGACUCAACGUCAAGCACCAAAGAGACAUCGGUUUCUUCCAAUGAUUCGCUGGGCAUAUCAAGCGCCAUUCUCUAUACUGAGUCGACAUCGCAGACUGCUCCUGAUGACCGUGUGUCGGCGUCGCACACCCUCUCGACUGACGUCACACAAGCAAUACCGUCAUUACUAGGAGGCUUUACUACACCUCCAGUAAGCCAGGUCGGGCCGCCUAGUAUUUCUCCGGCGUCUGGGGCCGUCGCAUCAUCGAACAAGCACUCAAACCACACCGGCGCGAUCGUCGGCGGGGUCAUCGGUGGCCUCGCGUUCCUCUUGCUCGUCGCCCUGGCCACUAUCCUCAUCUAUCGACGCAUGCGCGCCCGCCGCACCGCGCCCUCUGCGGAAUUCACGGAGAUCAUGCGCGGGACAACACCCGGGCCUAUGCCUGCGCCGGGCACGAUGCGCACAGAGGGCACGACGACGCCCUCCGGCGACCGCCUGCUGGGACUUGGGGACGACGACGACGAGCGUCCCCCCGCGUUCGUCCUGGGCGAGUACGGGGAUCCGGUGCUUGAGAAAGUGUAG